AUGGAUACAAGUCAUGGUAAUGGAGAUAAUACAGUCGCACUCUAUGAAGCCUCACUUGAUGGGUGCGUAAGCACCUUGAACACAUUGGUGCAAAGGGAUAGACUCAUUCUUCACAAAAUCUCCCUCACAUCCUUCACCGAAACCCCCUUACACAUUGCAGCUUUGCUUGGCCACCUUCAUUUUACUAAUGCUCUUUUGAGCAGAAAACCCAAACUUGCUGAAAAAGUGGACUCAUUAGGCCGAACUGCCCUUCACUUGGCCUGUGCAGAGGGACACACCCAGGUUGUGAAAGCAUUGUUGCAAGCAAACGCAGACAUCUGCUUAGUUCCUGAUCAAGAGGAGAGAAUCCCUCUCCACUUAGCCGCAAUGAGAGGGCACAUAGAUUAUAAUAGUAUGGAUGCUCUGAAACUGUUGGUGGAAUCCUCUACUAAUGAUGAUUUCGUCAACUCCAAAGACGAUGAUGUAUCAGGGAAAUUGGUCGGCGAGACUCGAGGCACGUUGAUGUUGGUGGCUACUGUGAUUGCAACCAUGACUUUCCAAGCUGGGAUCUACCCACCAGGUGGUGUUUGGCAACAAGACACGACAAAUGGUACUUUCGGGUGUAAUUCUUCGAUGUGGGCAGCCGGCACUGCAAUUCUAUCGUAUUCCGAAACAUAUCAAUAUUUCUUGUCUUUCAACACCACCUCUUUUGUUGCAGCUCUAACCGUUGUGCUUAUGGUCACUAGUGGAUUUCCACUUAGAAGCAAGGGCUUUAUAUGGUUUCUGAUCACCUUAACCAUGUUUAUUGCAUUUCAUUCCGUGGUAUUGGCCUAUAUCAAUGGAGUGAAAUUGGUGAACCCGACUUAUUUUCAAGACUAUUCCCUGAUUACCACCGUAUUACAAGGAAUCUGGCUUGUACUGCAACAGGUUCUUGGCUCGAUUCACGUAAUUCGCUUUUUAUUUUGGAUAAUUAGGAAGUUGUUCAAAUUCAUGAGACGCUGCAGGUUAACCAAACGUCCAGUAAACGAUGCCAUCAACGUGUAA
Molecule: messenger RNA, 1023 nt
Organism: Juglans regia (Persian walnut)
Lineage: Eukaryota; Viridiplantae; Streptophyta; Magnoliopsida; Fagales; Juglandaceae
Product: ankyrin repeat-containing protein NPR4-like
Exons: 3
Coding region: 1-1023 (340 amino acids)
Molecular function (GO): protein binding
Source: RefSeq, a predicted model, not a curated record